CGCAUUUUGCGUAGCAAGUAACUCCCACACACAGAAAUGUUGUCCGGAGCUAUAGGGGCCCGCGGAGCCCGACUAAUCCCUGUCCUGCGGGGGAGUAGAAGCUUGCAUGUGUCCCAGGGGAAACCGGCAGCCAAAGUGGCGGUGGUCCUGUCGGGCUGUGGGGUGUUUGAUGGAACAGAAAUCCAUGAAGCCUCAGCGAUUCUGGUUCACUUGAGCCGGGCUGGAGCUGAGGUGAAGAUGUUUGCUCCGGAUGUGCCGCAGAUGCACGUGGUCGACCACAGCAAAGGGCAACCUUCCCAGGAGUCCAGGAAUGUAUUGGUGGAAUCUGCGCGACUCGCUCGGGGCAACAUCACAGCUCUGUCUCGGCUGAAUGUGAAGGAACACGACGCAGUCAUAUUCCCAGGAGGCUUUGGGGCCGCAAAGAACCUUUCCUCCUUUGCCGUCGAUGGUGAAUCGUUUAAAGUUCAGCCGGACGUGGAGCGAGUUCUCACGGGUUUCAGCAAAGCCAAGAAGCCGAUUGGUCUGUGCUGCAUCGCCCCUGUACUGGCCGCUAAGGUCAUUCCCGGAGUGGAGGUGACAGUGGGGCAGGAGGAGGAGCUUGGAGGAAAAUGGCCGUAUGCUGGAACCGCUAAAUCCAUCAGUGCGCUGGGCGGGAAGCACUGCGCUAAGGAAGUGGAUGAGGUGCAUGUGGACUCCAAGUGUCGAGUUGUCACCACUCCCGCCUUCAUGGGUGAAGCUCCUCUGCACCAGAUAUUCGAUGGAAUUGGGGCCAUGGUCUCGGGAGUCCUCAAGCUCACAGGAAAAUAACAGACUUGUCCCCCCCUCAAUAUAAAUGAGCUGCCCCCUCACUCCAGCACCUGACGAUGCCCCAACCAAUGGGACUUGCUGCCGGUGUCUGUCCAUCUGUCUGUACCUGUAUCACUGUAACAAUAAAUCUAUUGGGCACAGUCUUGUGUUGGGGGCCCUUUCUUUGCACUGAGGGCCCAGUUUCCCCCUUUCUGCCUGACAGUGGGGGCAGUAA
Molecule: messenger RNA, 1021 nt
Organism: Xenopus laevis (African clawed frog)
Lineage: Eukaryota; Metazoa; Chordata; Amphibia; Anura; Pipidae
Gene: gatd3.L
Product: glutamine amidotransferase class 1 domain containing 3A L homeolog
Cellular component (GO): mitochondrion
Source: RefSeq, marked predicted